UGGUAGAGCAGCUAGUUUCAGCGUGGAGUUCCUUACAGCUCUGACUCCGGAGACAGAAUGGAUUACCGUCGGAUAAAACGAGUUUUAUUUGUCACUGUAUUUAUGAACUGCAUAUUUAUUUCACUUCAAAAUAAAGAAGAGGUGCUGCUGGACAUGGUGGCAUCCGGAGGAGAGUUGGGCUGGCUGACAUGGCCUGACCAGAAUGGGUGGGAGAUAGGCCAGCAAGCUGUUAAUGGCACCUUGCUUUAUAACUACUUUGUUUGCAAUGUGGAAGCGCGAGAGCAGGACAACUGGCUGCGCACUACCUUCAUCCAGCGACACCCCACAGCCACUCGGGUGUUUGUGGAGAUGCGCUUUCUCGUGCGUGACUGCAACUCCUUCAACGCAGACUCGCUUACCUGCAAAGAAACCUUCAACCUGUACGCUUCAGAAGCCGAUGCUGACAUAGGCACCAGCUUUCGUAAGGGCCAGUUCCGCAAGGUGGCAACCAUUGCGCCUGAUGAGAUCUCUGGCAUCGGAGAUAUGAGAGUCAACAUAGAGACAAAGGUCGUGGACAAUCUCUCCCGCAAGGGCUUUUACUUGGCUUUCCAGGACAUUGGGGCUUGUGUAGCUAUCUACUCUGUAAGGGUUUACUACAAAACAUGUCCUGCCACAGUGAAGAGCUUGGCAUCGUUCCCUGAGACAGUGGCAGUGGCAGGGUCUGAGAACCAGGCCCUAAGGGAGGUGGCUGGUGCUUGUGUGGAAAAUGCUGAGAGUGAGGACCAACCACGAAUUUACUGCACUGUGGAUGGAGAAUGGGUGGUGCCGGUGGGCCAAUGCCAAUGCAGUCCGGGAUAUGAAGCUGUAGAUGACACAUGCCAAGAAUGUAAGCCAGGCUUUUUUAAGGCCUCAGUGUCCAAUGAAGCCUGCGGGUCAUGUCCAAAGAACACCCACCCCUCAAGUCCUGGUGCCCGGAGUUGUCCCUGUUUAGAGGGGUUUUACCGAGCCCCAGAGGAGCCCAUGUCAGCUGCGUGCUCAGGCCUACCUUCACCUCCUAAAACAUUGACUGCUACUACAGCCCAGUUGGCCAUUGGGAAGCUCGAGUUGUCCUGGAGUCCCCCAGGAGACACAGGAGGACGCUCCGAUAUUACCUAUAGCGUGGUAUGUGAGCGCUGCGAGGCAAGUGUGUGUCAGCCCUGUGGAGAGAAGGUGCGUUACGAGCCUGGCAAUAUUGACAUAAAGGAGACCCUCGUGAUCGUUAGUGAGCUGGAGCCACAUUUGAACUACACAUUCACAGUGGAGGCUCGGAAUGGUGUUUCCCAGUUCAGUUCUCAGAAAGCCACCAGCAACAUCAGCACUGCCCUGCACUACACAGACCCUCCAAGCGUGACUGGAAUGCGCCUGGUAGAAAGGAGUGCUAAGAGCCUGUCGUUGUCUUGGUCCGUGUCUCGCCGAGCCAACCCCAGCGCCAUCCGCUAUAAGCUCAUGUACUGUGAGAAGGAAAAAGAUGAGACAAAGACUGGUAAAACUUACACUGUUCUGGUCCUGGACAAGAACUCCGUUCAGAUUAGUGACCUCUCUCCUUCCACAGUGUAUCUGUUUCAAGUCCAGGCUAUUGGUAAUGGCAAUGUGGGCAGCAACAGUGUUGAGGAGGAGUUUUCAACGCUGCCAGAAGUAGGUAAUACAGCAGUGAUUCUUGGAGCAGUGGUGGGAGGAGGGGCCAUACUCUUCAUCGUGCUGGUGGUCCUGCUCCUGCGCAAACGCCGAAAAAGCUCCCACACAAGGCAAGGACCAGAGGACGCCUACUUCUCCAGCCCAGAGCAACUGAAGCCCCUGAAGACUUAUGUUGAUCCUCACACAUACGAAGACCCCAACACGGCAGUGCUUAAGUUUGCCAGCGAGAUCCAUCCGAGUCACAUCACCAAGCAGAAAGUCAUAGGAGCAGGUGAGUUUGGAGAGGUCUACCGUGGCAUCCUGAAAGUUCCUGGACGCAAAGAGGGAGCAGUGGCCAUUAAGACGCUGAAGCCAGGAUACACGGAGAAGCAGAGGCAGGACUUCCUAAGUGAGGCCAGCAUCAUGGGCCAGUUCUCUCACCAAAACAUUAUUCGCUUGGAGGGUGUGGUUACCAAAUGUAACUAUCAGACUUAUUGUUUAUUUGAAUUUUUUACAAUAAUUUUAUUCUACGUACACUAUUUUCCUUUCUCUAGUGCCACUCCUGACUAUUUUUUAUUUAUUUAUUUAUUAUGUUUUUCAGUCAAACAUGCUAUGAUUGUUACCGAGUACAUGGAAAAUGGUGCAUUGGACAAAUACCUGAGGGACCAUGAUGGAGAAAUGUCAUCGUUCCAGUUGGUUGGUAUGCUCCGUGGCAUUGCGGCGGGUAUGAAGUACCUCUCAGACAUGAGCUAUGUUCACAGAGACCUGGCCGCACGAAACAUCCUGGUCAACUCCAACCUGGAGUGCAAAGUUUCCGACUUCGGUCUAUCCCGGGUUCUGGAGGAUGACCCAGAGGGCACUUAUACCACGAGUGGAGGGAAAAUUCCCAUUCGCUGGACGGCUCCAGAGGCUAUUGCUUACAGGAAGUUCACUUCGGCUAGCGAUGUUUGGAGCUUUGGCAUAGUCAUGUGGGAGGUUAUGGCGUUUGGAGAGAGGCCUUACUGGGACAUGAGCAACCACGAGGUGAUGAAGGCGAUUAAUGAAGCUUUUCGUCUGCCUGCUCCGAUGGACUGUCCCUCAGCUGUGUACCAACUCAUGCUGCAGUGCUGGUUGCAGGAUCGCUCAAAAAGACCCCGCUUCCAGGACAUCCUAAGCCUCCUUGACAAGCUUCUUAAGAGUCCUGACUCCCUCAAGACCAUUGCAGACUUUGACCCCCGAGUUUCUAUCCGGCUUCCAAGCACCAGUGGUUCUGACGGGUCACCCUUCAGAUCUGUCUCUGAAUGGCUGGAGUCUAUUAAGAUGAGUCAGUACAGUGAAAACUUCAGUAUGGCAGGCAUCGUCAGCAUGGAGCAGGUGCUGCAGAUGAAGAGCGAGGAUAUCCGUAACAUCGGUGUACGCCUGCCAGGACACCUAAAAAGGAUCGCCUACAGUAUCUUGGGACUUAAGGACCAGACUAGCACCCUGAGUGUAUUUGCUGUGUGAGCCACCGAACAUACAGAGCUCACUACACAGAUAAAACUCUCAAGAUGACAGAGAAAACUCUAAACUACCCCAGGCUCGGGCUGCAGGGACAGCCUUACAACUGGGGCUCUACCACCCUCCAGCCUAACAAGAUGGACUCUCGCAGCAAUAGAGCCUUGAAGCAAAUUUGAUAUAUGUAUCAAAAUUUGAGGAGGUAGAAGCGUAAAAAAACAA
Messenger RNA from Clarias gariepinus (North African catfish), 3327 nucleotides. RefSeq names its product eph receptor A2 b (gene epha2b). The transcript has 16 exons. Gene Ontology annotation, molecular function: protein binding; transmembrane-ephrin receptor activity; ATP binding. Gene Ontology annotation, biological process: axon guidance; protein phosphorylation; cell surface receptor protein tyrosine kinase signaling pathway. The coding region runs from base 58 to 3114 and encodes 1018 amino acids. Gene Ontology annotation, cellular component: plasma membrane; neuron projection. The record is from RefSeq and is a predicted model, not a curated record. NCBI's taxonomy places the organism in Eukaryota, Metazoa, Chordata, Actinopteri, Siluriformes, Clariidae.